AGCAUCUUUAAUUGGCUGAUGUUUUGAUCAUAAGAAAUAAUGAAAGCUGACCUUAUUGAUCUCUAAACAAAAAACUACAAAACCUUCAAUUUGUCUCAAAACCUGUUCUGUAACCGGCAGCUGCCCAUUCGACACCUGCACGUCGCUCGAUCUCAACCAUCUCCACAAGUGAUGGAGUAAACCUCCUGGAAACUCCCAAACCCAAGAGAGAACAAGGACACGGUAGAAGGAGAAGGCGACCAGGGCAAACCGAGAAAGUAGAGGUUUCUUACUGUGAAAGGUGUCCAAGAUGAAUCCCACAAGCCAGUUCCUUGGCACAACAGAAUAUGACUAUGGAUAUGAUGAAAACACUGCUCCGUGCAAUGAAGGAAACAGCUUUCACAGGUUCAAAUCCCUCAUUCUGCCGAUCCUUUACUGCCUUGUGUUUGUCAUCGGCCUUCUGGGAAACUCCUUGGUCCUUUGGGUUCUCCUGACCAGGAAAAGGCUGAUGACAAUGACUGACAUCUGCCUGCUGAACCUCGCAGCCUCUGAUCUCCUCUUCAUUGUGCCUCUCCCUUUCCAAGCCCACUAUGCUUCAGACCAGUGGGUUUUUGGCAAUGCUAUGUGUAAGAUAAUGGCUGGCAUUUAUUACACAGGUUUUUAUAGCAGUAUUUUCUUUAUAACCUUCAUGAGCAUAGACAGGUAUAUAGCAAUUGUCCAUGCUGCCUAUGCCGUGAGGGUACGGACAGCCUCUUGUGGCAUAAUUAUCAGUUUAAUCCUGUGGCUGGUGGCUGGCUUGGCUUCUGUACCCAGUAUCAUGUUCAACCAGCAGCUGGAAAUUGAGCAGUCUCUGCAGUGUGUCUCCACAUACCUCCCAGGAGACAAUACUUGGAAGAUUGCUUCUCAGUUUUCAGCCAAUAUCUUAGGCCUCUUGAUUCCUCUUAGCAUCCUCAUUUGCUGCUACACCCAGAUACUGAAAAACCUGCAAAAAUGCAAAAAUCGGAACAAGACCAAGGCGAUCAAGAUGAUUUUCAUCAUCGUCAUUGUUUUCUUCCUCUUCUGGACUCCCUUCAACAUCGUGCUGUUCCUAGACUCUCUGCAGAGUCUGCACAUCAUCAAUGAUUGCAAGGUGAGCUACCAGAUAGCCCUGGCCCUGCAGCUGACGGAAACCAUCUCCUUCAUCCACUGCUGCCUGAACCCCGUGAUCUACGCCUUUGCUGGGGUGACAUUCAAGGCCCAUCUUAUAGGACUACUUCAGUCCUGUGUCCGUGUCCUCUCCUGCCCUGCCAGAGGUGCUGGGGCUGGUCAGUUGUUUUCAGUGCCCACCCAGCUCUCCAGCUGCUCUGACAGCGCAGGGUUAAUGUAAGCCCACCUGAGCUGCCUUGUUCUGGUGUGAGUAGCUGGCCUAAGGUCUGACGUGGCCCUGGAGGCUGUACCAUGUGUGCAGCAUGCUCUUGGGAGGACCAGUAUACCUAUAUCUCCUUGUGGGAUAUGCUGUGAACCACAGCACAGUAAUUGGCAACAUUAGUUUCCUAAGAGCACUGGCGUGUUUGUAAAAUGAUGACCUUACAAGCUUACCAUAGAAUGAUUUUUAAUUAAGUUUUAGAGCUCUUUUAACACAUUUCAGCAAGCAGGAUGCUUCCUCUAGUAUUUUUCUCCUCUGAUGAAAACAUCGCUUCUGCCUCGCCCUCAAAUGUGCUCUGCCUUGUGGAAGCUGUUCCACACCUGAAUCCCUACACCUCUGGAACAGAUGAGGGACACCCCUCCGGGAAGCGGGGAAAGAGACAGGCAUGGGAUUACUUCACAUUGCAAAGAAGGCACCACCUCAGCCACUGCCACCAUUCCCCCUUUGCUUCAGCUCCCGGAUAAAGAGGCUCCUGUGCUCAGGGCCCUGUUGCUUUGCUGUGGGACACUUCCAGGGUCACAGCCGGGGGGUCCCUGGAGCCGCUGCCACCCAAAGCAGCUUUUGGUGGUGAUGCCUUCAAAACCAGCAGAGCAACGCCUCCAGGUGCCCCCUAUGCUGGUCACUCGUAGAGGCCCAUACACUUGAAUAUGUCGUCAUCAAAGCAGCCCAGUAGGCUGCGUCACCACUGGAGGCGUGGGACCUCCAACUCUGUGCCCCCAGCGCUUGCUGCUAAA
This is a messenger RNA of Grus americana (Whooping crane), 2118 nucleotides long. Its product is annotated as C-C chemokine receptor type 8-like. Gene Ontology annotation, biological process: immune response; chemotaxis; G protein-coupled receptor signaling pathway. Gene Ontology annotation, molecular function: chemokine receptor activity. Gene Ontology annotation, cellular component: membrane. The transcript is spliced from 3 exons. Lineage: Eukaryota; Metazoa; Chordata; Aves; Gruiformes; Gruidae. Bases 290 to 1345 code for a protein of 351 amino acids. The record is from RefSeq and is a predicted model, not a curated record.